Coniophora puteana RWD-64-598 SS2 is the source of this 792-nucleotide messenger RNA. Its product is annotated as fungal pheromone STE3G-protein-coupled receptor. The transcript is spliced from 4 exons. The record is from RefSeq and is a predicted model, not a curated record. The annotation marks the transcript as partial. Gene Ontology annotation, cellular component: membrane. Gene Ontology annotation, molecular function: mating-type factor pheromone receptor activity. Lineage: Eukaryota; Fungi; Basidiomycota; Agaricomycetes; Boletales; Coniophoraceae. Gene Ontology annotation, biological process: G protein-coupled receptor signaling pathway.
GCAUGGAACGCGGGGUCAGUUGCCUACAUACUAUGGACUGGGAUCAUGUGUUUCAGUCUCGCCGUCAAUUCCAUUGUAUGGAACGGCAACAUAGAUGAUUCGGCACCGGUCUGGUGUAACAUUUCUUCGCGCCUCUUGGUUGCCGGCCCUGUGGCAAUUCCGGCAGCAACAUUGUGUAUUAACCGUAGGUUGCACCAGAUUUUGAUACUGAAGUACAAACGAACUCAGGUAAGCAAACAUUGUCGAUGUCCCCUACAAAAUCACACUAUUGAUCAUUUACCUCACUACGUGGUUCAGACCAACCGAUAUGCGAUACUACAGGAUAUUGGCUGCUAUGCUGCCGUCGGACCCUACAACGCCAAUGUGCCUUCCAUCUAUGCAUUGCCACUAAUGUUGACGAUAGCAUCCACAAUAUAUUCUUGUUUGGCAAUACGAGCAGCCUGCAAUCAGCGUCCUGUUCUUGCACAGGUCUUGGCAUUGGACGGCAGUCGGUCGCUAACAGCGACACGCUUCCAAAAACUAAUCAUCCUAUCCUUUACCCAAGCAAUAUUUCAGUCCUUCUUUUCGAUCUCGACGCUCGUAGUGUCCAUUCCGCAAUCUCAGACAGGGUUUUGGCCUGGGUGGGCCUUAGUCCACGCCAAUAUGACACAAGUAGAGUUUGAGCCUCCGUCGGUUUGGGGAAACACCGCAUGGUCUAUAGCAUCCGUAUACCUCUUUCAGUGGACAUACGUCGUGCAUGCGUUUUGCUACUUUGUCUUAUUAGGCUUUACACCAGAGGCAAAGGUUUCGUAU